UUAUUCGCGUGGGGAAUCCCCUUUUUUUUUCAGGUGAGACCACCGGCACUCAGGGAGGACCUGGGUGUCUGUCCACGCGGUCCGCGGACUUAUAAUGGGUUGCCAAAUACCUGAUUGGGCCCUUCUUCAUCACGCGUACCCGUGUACCUGGGUGUACCUAGGAGUGCUCCUCUAAGCGUGUUUCCUUUGCAACACGGACAUCCUCCCUGCUUCCACUUUUGCCUGACCGAUCUUUUUAAACCACAAACCAGAUUGUGCCUCUCCCUCACUUAAAACCCUUCCAUAGCUCGCAUUCCAUCCGACUGAGAUGAAAAUUUGGGGUCCACCGUUUCUUGCAUGGUCUGGCCCCUGCUGACCUCACUGCUGACCACGUAGCUCUUGGCUCGCUGUAUUCCAGCUACACUGGCCUACUUGAUGCUGUCAAAUAUAAAAAGCAAACUCCACAUCUCGUUUGCAUUUGCAGUAUCCCCCACCUGAACUGCUGUUUUUCCAAAUCUUUGCAUAACUGUCUCCUUCCCUUUACGGAGGUCUCAGCUCUAAUGUCACCUUCUGAAAGAGACCUCCCUGAGUUGGCUAUUUGAAGUAGCCUGGCCUCUCCAGCCAUUUUAUUACAUCUCGCCCUGUUUUACCACCUUCAUUGAUUACUUUCAGGAUUUAUUCUUGUUUUGUUGUGUGUCUGUCCACCAGACAGCGAAGGGUGAGAGCAUGUCUCUAUCCUAAAUGUUAUUUCGAGGGUCUAGAACAGCACACAGUAAGUGUUCAACAAAUCGGUGGUUGCUCAGUGUCAAGUUUGUCCACCUGUGUCCAUAUGUAUAUGUGCUUGCUGGUGGCUGUCCCCUGAGAUGUGUAUACCCAUAUAUGGCCUAUAGGGCAUGAAUGCCCUCCCUCCUUUCCCUAUGCUUACCCCUACUUCACCCCCUCUCCUGAUUCUGUCCCCUUCCUCUCUCCUCUGCCCAAAUAUCCAGAAACUUUCCAAAAGACACAGGGUAUCUUUUGCCCACCCUGAGCUUUCCCCACCCCAGACUAACCAGAGUUUCAGUAACGCACCUCAGUGCCUACUAAAGGGACAUGAGACAGAAGAAACUGGAGUUGGAGGACUGUUAAGACAAGGCUGGGCCCAGCCCGGUUGACAAACAGGAUGUGCACAGGCAUUCAGGAGACACACCUGGUGCUCAGAUAUGGAAGACUGAGGCCUGUUAAAAGUGCAGAACUCAGCCCCAGCAUCCACUGCUUCGAAAAGCUCCAUGCGGUUGCCACGAGAUGGAGAGGACUUUGCCAGCCAAACUUGGUACUACGACCCCCUGUUCCACCAGAAAGCUGAGGCUCUUCUCCAGCAAGAUGGUGACUUCUUGGUUCUCACAUCUCCAUCCCGUGGGGGCCACCUUGUGAUCUCCUGCCGCUGGCAGGGCUCAGCCCUGCGCUUUAAGGUGCUCUGUGUGGCCUUGUCCCGGUCAGGCCGGCCCACAUCCCUUUUUCAGCUGGAAGAUGAGUAUUUCUUGAGCCUGCCUGCCCUGGUUCACAGUUAUGUGACUAGCCAGCACCCACUGACCCAAGCUACAGGGGCUGUGGCCUCCAGGCCGGUGGUGUGGGAAGGGUCUAUUCAAUUCAGCUUGAGCCAGGGCACCCUCCUAGACAGCCUGACUCAGGGAGAGCUACUCAGGGCUAGGAAGUGGAGCAGUCAGCCUGCAGGCCUGGAGCAUGUGUGGCAGUCAGGAGAAGGCCACCGUAGACCAAGAGCCUCCGCUAUGCCCACCCUUGCUCUGUCUUGCAUAGGUAGUGGCCUUGUGUUGCUGAAGACCCUGACUCCCCUGGAAUUCACUGCUAACACUCGGGCCUUGGAUGGGCAACUUCUUGCUAAGCUGCCAACCAAGCCACCUCAAACACCCUCACUGGUGCUGCCUGAUGCCUCUGGACAGUCCCCAAUGUACUGUGAGCUGGUGCCCCAAGUGUCCGGUGCCCAGGGAACAUCCCCUGGCACAGCUAGCUGCCCAGAGCCAGAAGGCCCAUGGUGGGAGGCCCAGGAGGAGGAGGAGAGAUGUUUUCCAAGACCACAGGCAGAGGUGUCUUUCUGCCCCCCUGGCACCCCCUCCAGCCUACUGGACCCCCAAAAUCAGCCCCUGGAGCUGGAAGUCCUGUGUGCUCUCCGAGGCCUGUUCCUGGAGCACCAUGCUGGGAGCACUGCCCUCCACUUAUUACUGGCAGACUGCCAGGCUGCUGGCCUACUGGGAAUGACCAAGGCUCAGCAGGAUGCCACGGGGGUUGCCUCUGGCCUGGAGCUGCUCACACUUCCCCACCGCCUUCGCUUGAGGUUAGAACUGCUGGAAAGGUCACAGGUGCUGGUGCUGGCCAGUGCGCUGGUAUUGCCAAGCUGCACAGAAUCGCUGAAGGAGCGUACAGCCGCCCUGAAGGGCCUGGUGGAGCUGGCACUGGCGUGGCAGCCAGGGACAGCGAGGGACUUGCCUGGACUGGUUGCAGUUAUGGGCGCCCUGCUUAUGCGCCAGGUGUCCCGGCUGGAACGCACGUGGCGCCAACUCCGAAGGAGCCACACCGAGGCUGCGCUGGCCUUCGAGCAGGAGCUGAAGCCGCUGAUGCGGGCGCUGGAUGAGGGCACCGGAUCCUGCGACCCUGGCGAGGUGGCGCUACCUCAUGUGGUAACAGUGGUGCGCCUGCUGGAGGGCGAGGAACUCCCGGGGCAGCUGGACAGGAGCUGAGAGCAGCUGCUACGCAUCCUGCAGGGGGCGUGUCACAUGGCCCAGGACGCGCCCAAAUUCUGUAAGGCCGCGGCCCAGCGCCUGCAAGGAUUCCAGCCGAACCCGGAGCUGCAGGAGGCCCUGACCACUGACUUCCUGCGAAGGCUGCUCUGGGGAAGUUGGGGCGAGGGGACUCCGAGAGCUGCUCGUCUGGAGAAGCUUCAGCACAUCCUCAGUGCCCUGUCGCAGCACCUGGAGCCUGACUGCUCAGUGCAGAUCCUCUUCUUCACACUGGUACACUCAGACUUCUGGGGACGCCAGCAGGACACGAAGGAAGUCAUCCCAGGUUGCUCACACAGCCAAACAGGAUGCACACUGAGGGCUGCAUGGCAGGCACUGUUCCAGGCAUCAGAAACAUAACACCAAGCAAGUCAGCCAGGAUCCUGCCUCUGCUCACACACAGUCUCUCAGGAAAACUUGGGAACGCCAGUGAAUCCAUGGAAAGGGUUUGGAAUAGUGCCUGG
Molecule: messenger RNA, 3214 nt
Organism: Phyllostomus discolor (pale spear-nosed bat)
Lineage: Eukaryota; Metazoa; Chordata; Mammalia; Chiroptera; Phyllostomidae
Gene: SH2D3A
Product: SH2 domain containing 3A
Biological process (GO): positive regulation of peptidyl-serine phosphorylation; small GTPase-mediated signal transduction
Molecular function (GO): guanyl-nucleotide exchange factor activity
Source: RefSeq, a predicted model, not a curated record